AAGAAAUUCCGGGAGAAGGAGAUUUUUCAAAGUGCGUAGAUGCGUCUCCCUUGGAAGAAGCGCGCGUGGGCUAAGCGAACCUCUUAUCUAUUCCACUGGGAGUAAACAUGUAGAGGAAAAAGAUCUUUUGAAGUCGGACAGGUCAGGUAGAAGGGAUCCCUUCUCUCUACCCUCCAAAGCCGCCAGUGGAGAGAGAGAGAGAGAGAGAGAGAGAGAGAGAGAGAGAGAGAGAGGCAUGGCUCUUGUGGUAGGCAACGUGGCGUUGUUGAUAGAUCCGAGCUCUCCCAGGAUCUCAUUGCCCGAUCGUAAGAAUCGUCUUUCAACCCUCGACCUCGUCUCCAACUUCCCCAAGAAACUCAAAGACUCUAUCCUCCUCAUCAACACCUCUCCCACCCCUACCACUUGCCCUUCUCUCGAUUUUGACACCACCGACAGCGGCAGGACCCCCCGCAUCACUGGCUUCGGCAGACGCAGGCCCAAUUCCAAGGCCAACGCCUUCGAUUUCGGUUCCUCCAAUGGUCUCGGCGGCGACACCAACACCACCAACAACAACAGCAACAACAGCAAUGGUGACGAGGACGAUGGUGGCAACGGCACCAGCAAUAAUGAUUGGGAGCAGGAAAUGCGGAAGAGGUUGAAAGAGAUUGAAGAGAUGAAAGAAUUGGAGAAGAAGGCGGAGGAAUUGCAGAGUGAAAUGGCUGACCAAGACCAAGGAGAUGAUGAAGAAACAGAAGAGGAGAAGAAGAACAGGGUCCGAAGGGAGCUUGAGAAGCUGGCCAAGGAGCAGGCGGAACGGAGGGAGAUGGCUAAGUUGAUGUUCGAUUUGGGUCAGAAGGCAUAUGGGAAAGGCAUGUAUGGGCGGGCGAUUGAGUUCUUGGAAGCUGCCCUCACUAUCAUUCCGAGGCCUACUCUCUUUGGUGGAGAGAUACAAAUAUGGCUUGCUAUGGCUUAUGAGGCAAACAAUCGUCAUAGCGAUUGCAUUGCCCUAUACCAACAGUUGGAGAAGAAGCACCCUAGUGUCAGUAUCCGACGCCAAGCUGCCAAUCUCCGGUACAUUUUGCAGGCACCCAAGCUCAAAAUAUCGGAGGAUGAGAUGGUUACAAUACCUCUGAUCGGUUCUAGUUAUGACAGGUAUGCAGGAUCAUGGAGUGAUAAAUACAAGGAUCAGGAUCAACCGAGAAGUGGGGUGGUAACGACAAACCAGCUUCCUUCAAGUAGGGACUACUUGGGUGAUUUCUUGGUAUGGCGUCCCCCGAGUGGGUGGGAAAAAAACCAGGUGUUUUGGCUUGCUCUGAUCUUUUGGUUGGGCUUGGUCAGUGUUGCCGUCUUCCUUCAAAGAUAGAUCAAACAUUUGAAUGUGAUUGCUCCUGCGUCUCACAUGUUUAUAUUAUAUGUAUGCAUGCUUGUUUCAUGAUUUAGGUUGUCCAUAUUAUAUGUUUUCUUGGUAAAGCAAAGCAUGAUAUAUCACACACCUUGAUGUCCUUUGUAAAUUAUAAAAUUGCCCAAGGGAUGAUGUUUCAUUUCUUUCA
This is a messenger RNA of Magnolia sinica, 1529 nucleotides long. RefSeq lists its product as uncharacterized. The transcript has 4 exons. Gene Ontology annotation, molecular function: protein binding. NCBI's taxonomy places the organism in Eukaryota, Viridiplantae, Streptophyta, Magnoliopsida, Magnoliales, Magnoliaceae. Gene Ontology annotation, cellular component: chloroplast thylakoid membrane. The record is from RefSeq and is a predicted model, not a curated record. The coding region runs from base 236 to 1342 and encodes 368 amino acids.